AUGGCCACUAAAGACUGCGUGAAAGUGGCGGUGCGUGUCCGCCCAUUUAAUAAGAGGGAGAAGGAAGCGGGAGGAAGAUGCAUCAUCUCCAUAAGCGCCAACAACCUCGCCAUUCAGGAUCCUCGCAACCAGCAGAGUUGGCGCACCUUCACGUUUGACUUUGCCUACUGGUCUCACAGUGGUUUCGUCAGGAACACAGACGGCCUGUUCUUGCCCGAGGAGACGGGCGGGCGCUACGCAGAUCAGGCAAGUAUAUUUGAGGGUCUUGGCCAAGGCCUCCUGGAAAACGCCGUGCAGGGCUACAACGCCACUCUGCUGGCCUAUGGGCAGACCGGCUCUGGGAAGAGCUACUCCAUGGUGGGAAAUGGGCCCAACAAGGGUUUGGUACCGACCUUCUGUCACAGGCUGUUCCAGUUCAUCAAGAGUCACCAGGACAGCCGACAGUGCCAGGUCUUCUUUAGUAUGCUAGAAAUCUACAAUGAACAGGUUAUCGACUUGCUUUCCAAGACGAGUCGUUCUCCUGGCGGCCUGCGCGUGCGGGAGGAGCAGCACAGGGGCUUCUACGUGGAGGGGCUUAGAAAGGUCCCGUGCGAGAGCGCUGUGCAGGUGGAACGGCUGAUGGAGCAGGGCACGCGCACGCGCACUACCGCGGCCACGCGCAUGAACACCAACAGCAGCCGCUCGCACAUGCUCAUAAUCGUGCAGCUCAAACAGAUCUUCUCUAAGGAAUGCAUCACAAAGCAGUCCAAUAUUAACCUCGUAGACCUGGCAGGCAGUGAGAGGCAGAGGUCAUCGGGGUCAGAGGUCGACCGACUGAAAGAAGGCACAGCCAUUAAUCUCAGUUUAACCACUCUGGGCAAUGUUAUCAGUGCUUUGGCAGACGUGUCUUUGGGGAAGAAAGCGGUACAUAUUCCCUACAGAGACUCGAUCCUGACCAAACUCCUGCAGUCUGCACUGGGCGGAAACAGUCGUACUGUCAUGAUUGCAACAGUGAGUCCAGCAGAUAUUUGUUAUGAAGAGUCCAUCUCCACCCUACGCUAUGCAGAGCGCGCCAAGCGCAUCCAGAACAAGGCUGUGGUGAACAAGGGCCCCACAGAGCGCCUGGUUAAAGAGCUCAAGGCAGAAAAUGCUAGGCUGCUCCUGAGACUGAGCAGACUGGACCAGGAGGGCCGGCAAACAGACCAAGAGACAAAGGAACUGCGACGUUUGCUGACUCACAAUGAGCUGCAGAUCAGAGCAAUUCAGACACUGUGGGAGCAGCACUUACAGGAGGCUCUUAAAGACUGGGAGACUCAGUACACUAACAUUACACAGGAGAGGAGGAUGGUGCAGAUGUACCCGUACAUGCUGAACGUUAACGAAGACGCUCAGCUCUCUGGGGUCAUCAAACUUUUCAUUCAGGAGGGUAACUGGGAUGUUGGUCUGGAAGACAGUUCACCCAAAUCCAUACCACUCAGGGGAUUGGGUAUUCAGAAGAGACAUGCCAUAUUUUCCAAUCAGCAGCACAGAGUGACAGUUACUCCAGUGUCCGGGUCAAAGGUCACUGUCAACGGCAUACCCAUAACUCAGAAAACAGAACUGCAGCAUCUGGACCGGCUCAUCCUGGGCUCCAACAACACCUACCUGUUUAUCGGCUUCCCCACGGACCGGGCCACAGAUGACUGGAGUCGCUUCGACUAUGACUACUUCCAGUCUGAAUUGGCAGCUGCUGAAGGCAUCCAUCUUCACUCAUUGUGUGCUAAGCAGGACCAAAGACCUGUCCAGUCCAACCCCAGUCUUCUGGCGGCCUUCUAUGAUUACAUCAGGCUGAUGCCCAUGGUAGCCGAGGCGAACCAAAUGAGUCAGGAACUCAACAAGGGGGUGGAAUUUAAUCUGGAAAUUAAGAACCUCGCGAUGUCUGAUUCGAAGGGGCAUGACCUGGAGAAGGAGAUUGCGGUCAGGGUGACGUGUGUGGAGAGGAAACAGGUAUGGAUGUGGUCCAAGGCCAAGUUCAUCAACCGCAAGUUUCUAAUGGAGGAGCUGUACCAGCAGCAAGCGGAGGUUGGCGAAGGGGCGGACAUGCCUCCUCUGUCCAGAGAGAAAGACCCUUUCUGGGAUCCGCUGGAGCCCCUGCACCUGGGUAGUGCCCACCUUUGGCUCCAAUCCCUGCCUUUCCACAUUCCUGUGGAGGAACAGGUAGAAGUGGUGGGGUCAGAGGGCACAGAGGAGGCCAUGCUGCAGAUACAGCUGGUGCCCUGCCACCCAACAGGAUUGCCACUGGGUGAGGAUGAUAUCCUGAUCGAUCCCACUGAGCUUCUGGGCAAACGUCUGGACUUCCAGUUGGUUAUGGACCGGUGCUGUGGUCUGCGCUGGCUCAGAGAAGCCCGUAACCGCGGUGUGCAGAUUGGGUUCCAGAUGUUCGACUGCCCGCAGCCCCUGUACACGCCUGCCAUGUGGCACAAUGCGAACCCGCUGCUGCAGCACAGGGUGCAGUUCACAGCUUUGAACACAUCCCCUGCACUGCUGAACUACCUGCAGAACAGCGCCCUCGUGCUACAGCUCUGGGGACUGCAGGAGGGAUGCUCAGAUAUAGUGAUCUGCUUGAAUGGUGUGAUGGUGACUCCAGAAGACAGUAUCAUCAUAGAUACAGCUGCCAUUUCAGAAAACAUGGCAGUGGACAGUGCAGGCUCAGAGCUGAACCCAUCUCUGCAAGCUCUCCAAGAGGACCUGGAGCAGCUGAAGAGCUCUAACGUGGCACUCAGGAAGGAGAACAGAGCUCUACGGGAGCAGCUGGGUGCGUCCGGCCUCAGUGGUGCACUCAGCCUGCUGUCUGCCCGCGGUGUGGAUAGUGGGCGUGGCUGUCGGGAGAGGAGGAGCAGUCUCCGGACCAGCUGCGAUGCCCAGUUGGCUCGGGCACUGAAGGUCUUCUACCACAGUAUGACGUCUGUCAGGGGUCAACUGCUGAGGCUACAAAGGCACAGACCCAGUGAGGACGCAGACCUGCUUGGUCUGCGGCUGUUUGUCGACGAACAUGCUCAUCUGCUUAAGGAUUUUGGGGAACAGCUGGAGCAGUGUGUGAGUGUGCUGAAACAGGAAGUGGCAACCAUCGUGCGCAGGAAAAGAGACAAGUCUGGAGGCUGGUCCUGAUCUAGGAUUGUUCUCCUUGUGUCUGGUCCCAGUUUGGAGACUUUUCCCCUACAGGUUCCAUUAAGGUUUACAUGACACCCAGACAUCCGUUAAGUUGCUUUGAGAUGCUGCUACAUAAAUCACUAAAUAAAUAAAUCUGACUUGACUUGCUGCUUGAGCGAAGGCACUUGAAACGAACUUUUUUCUUUUUUUUUAAGCCUAGCUCAGUAGAGAUGCUAAGAUUUAUCUAUUUAGACUUACCUCCUAAACUAGCUUCCACUUCUUUGUAUCCUUAGUUCAUUGUGUCACGAAUAUUGAAAUGGGGGGGAAAAAUGGAUUUUCACAAAGUGCACUUCCAGUAGAUGUGGCUAUGUUUUAUUCAGAUCUGAAACAAACAGCAGCAGCAGGCAGAUGGAGCAGGAAAGCUUAUAGGCACAGUACACACAGCCUUGUGGAUCCUUGUCCUUCGAGGGCAGAGGUCAUCACCAUAGCAUGCACUGAGCUGAUCCUUGGAAUUCCUCUACCUUCAUGACUGUACAAGUUAGUUAUUACAUCUAUAACAGUGAUUCUGAAACCUAGAUCUCUUCCUGUUUUUUGGUCACAUCCUACCUAAUAAAUGCUUAUCAAAAAAAGUCUUUAUAAGACUUGGAACCUUGUUCUAGAAAGUGUGUUUUAUUCACGUUUAAUCAAUCACUCUAUUCUGUGGCUGUUAGCCCAAGUGUGUUACUUUUGCACUAUCAUCUCAAACCCCCCCCUGCAAAAAAAACCUAAAAAGCUGCAGAAGUCAAAUGAUGUAGAGUACAGGAGAUAAACAGCUUGCAAAUGCCAUUCUACAGGUUAGA
Messenger RNA from Electrophorus electricus (electric eel), 3947 nucleotides. It is a transcript of the gene kif28, whose product is annotated as kinesin family member 28. Gene Ontology annotation, molecular function: microtubule motor activity; microtubule binding; ATP binding. Lineage: Eukaryota; Metazoa; Chordata; Actinopteri; Gymnotiformes; Gymnotidae. The record is from RefSeq and is a predicted model, not a curated record. Gene Ontology annotation, biological process: microtubule-based movement.